Messenger RNA from Hemisphaericaspora subhashii, 1332 nucleotides. It is a transcript of the gene NSA1, whose product is annotated as ribosome biosynthesis protein. The coding region runs from base 1 to 1332 and encodes 443 amino acids. Gene Ontology annotation, cellular component: nucleolus; preribosome, large subunit precursor. The record is from RefSeq and is a predicted model, not a curated record. Lineage: Eukaryota; Fungi; Ascomycota; Pichiomycetes; Serinales; Debaryomycetaceae. Gene Ontology annotation, molecular function: protein binding. Gene Ontology annotation, biological process: ribosomal large subunit biogenesis. The transcript has a single exon.
AUGAAGUUUCUAAUUUCAUCAGAUGAUACAGGUGCUGCUAAAGAAGUUGUCUGUGUAAGAGGUACCGAUACUUCUAAGCAAACUGCUACUCAACCCAGAUCAAUCAAAAAUUAUUUCACUCAUAAUGAUGUUGUUAAUUCCAAGUCACGAAUAAUGCAGAUGAUUAAUUUCAAUUCUGAAUAUAUAAUUGCUUCUAGAUUGGGUGGAACUAUAGCGGUUUAUGAAGUAACCGAGGAGGCAGAAGAAGAAGAAGCAGAAAAGAACGGUGAAGAGGAAAAGGGAAAUGAAGACAAUAAGUAUAAGUUAUUGCAUGAAUAUCAAGUGCCAAUUGAAGACGAAAAAGACAAGCCUAUUGCGUUAAUCAAGAUAGAAAUCUUAGAUAGUGUGAUUGUGGCAUAUGAAUCAAGUAAAGUAUUUCUCAUCCAUAUUAAUGAAAAAUUUGAUUUUGAACCUUUGGAGAUUCCAUUACCAUCAAAUAAACCAAUAAGUGCAUUCACCAUCAAUCCAGAUGAAGAAAACGUAUGUGCAUUCGGUGGUAAUGAAAAUGACCUUCAAAUCGUCAGAUUAUUCGAAUCAAAAGUAAAUAGAACUAUCUUCAAGAAGAAGCAAAAAGACUAUCUCAAAGUAUUUACCAAUCCUAGUGUCAUUUACAAAGCCAAAAAUGUCAAAAAUGAUCAUUUAGAUUUACGUGUUCCUGUUUGGAUAAGCAAUAUCUUAUUCUUUCACCAUGAGCAAGAAGGAUAUAAACUAGUUACAUCAACCAGGUAUGGACAGGUGAGAAUAUAUGAUACCAAGCAUGGAAGAAGACCAAUUCAAGAUUUUCAAAUUUGUGAGAAACCAAUUGUUACAUUAACGUUUGCAAAUGAUGACCAAACAGAGAUAAUAAUUACUGAUACCCAUCAUUUAAUGGCGAGACAUUCGUUAGUGAAAAUUGAUGAACGUGCAUUCAAGACCCAUUCCGCUUCGGCUGGGGACAUUAUUAAACCUGUGGGGAAGUUGUUGGGUAAAUAUUCUCAAGGUGGGAAUACUGGUGCUACUUUUGCCGUAGAAAUUAUGGAAGAUAUAGUCGCUACUGCUGGGUUAGAUAGAUACUUGAGGGUGUUUGAUCUUGAAAGUAGAGAAAUGUUAGCAAAGGUAUACGUUGGGGUCGAAGUGUCCUCUAUUGUGAUCUUAGAUGACGAAGAUGAAGAGGCUGAAGAGGAACAAGCUGCGGAAGGAGUUAAAGAUUCAAAGGUGCACAAGAAGAGAAAGAGAGUAGAACAUGAAGAGAGUGACGAUGAAGAAUUAUGGAACCAAUUAGAUAGUAAUGAAGCUAAGAAAUCUAAACAGUAA